Molecule: messenger RNA, 533 nt
Organism: Ambispora leptoticha
Lineage: Eukaryota; Fungi; Glomeromycota; Glomeromycetes; Archaeosporales; Ambisporaceae
Source: the annotation of a GenBank genome assembly
AUGAACUUUGAUAAAAAGUUUAUCAGUAUUAUCAAUACAUUAUUUUCGAUCCAGCAGGCACAUAUUACAGCAAAUGGCAAAAUUUCAGAACCUUUUAAAGUAGAAAGAGGUGUAAGACAAGGGGACCUACUAUCUUCUCUUCUAUACAUUAUAGCCUUUAACCCGCUGUUGAUAGCAUUACAACAAAGAAUUCGUGGUAUUUACAUUUCCAAUCAAGCCUUCAAACUUGCAGCUUAUGCUGAUGAUUUGACAGUUGGGAUUAGCUCUACAACAGACUGGUACAACCUUAUAGACACUAUUAAUAAAUACAAAAAAGCAUCAAAUGCCAAGAUCAAUAAACACAAAACUGUAUUAGUACCACUUACAGAAAAUGUACGCAGAAUCCAACUAAGAGAUGCAGAACACUUACAAGUACACAACACUAAUGAGCCGCUAACAAUUUUGGGAUAUGAGACCGAUACUACUGGUACCUCAGCUAAGAGUAGUUGGCCAAAACUAACAAAGAAAAUCAAGAAAAACUGUUUUAUGAAUAG